AUGAACUUGUUUGAUGAUUUAUACUGGCGAGCGACUAGGAUCCAUCUUUCUGUAAUCGGUGCUUGGCCCUUUCAGUCUUACAUUACAAGUAUAAUAAUAAGGACAGUCGUUUGUUUCUUGUUCGAAAGCUUGUAUAUUUCUGAGGUAAUUAAAUUGGUUGAAGUUUGGGGUGACUUAAAGCUUACCUUGGAGUGCAUUCCCAUCUUAGUUUUGCACUCAAUAACCCAAGUUAAGAUUCUCAACGUUCAUGUCAAUCUCAAUAAAAUGAAAAAUUUGUUGCUGAGAAUAAAAAGCGAUUGGGAGUCUGGUUUAUUGGACGAAUCAGAGAUUGAAUUUUUGAGAAAUGAUGGCCGAAAACACAAAGACUUUAUGAGUUUAUACUUCAUCAUUCUUUACAGCUCGACUAUUUCUUACGAAUUAAUGCCAUUAAUUCCUGUCGCUCUUGAUAUUAUUUUGCCUUUGAAUGAAUCACGAGCGAGAAUUUUCCUGUAUCAAGCAGAAUACUUUGUCGAACCAGAAAAAAAUUUGACAUUUAUUUACAUACACUCUUACAUAGUUUCUCCGCUGAUUGCUAUUACCUUCAUUGGUACUGACUCUCUUUAUUCCGCUUUCAUCCAGCACGCCUGCAGUAUGUUUACUAUCAUUGGACGGCGUUUACAAAAUUUGAGAGCUGAUGAAAGCACAAAUAAAAAACACAAAUUUUUUAAAACUAACCGCCAUGUCAAGGAUAUAAUUAUUUGCAUCAAAAUGCAUAAAAAUGUUCUAGAAUUUGUAAGACUUUUAGAAGAGCAUUAUACAAACUAUUUAUUAGUAAUUCUCGGAAUUCUUGUGCUGGGAUUAAGCGCUAUCGGUUUCCGAGUUUUUUUGAUAGACGGAAUUGAAGGAAGAGUUCAGUGCAUCAGUUACUUUUUUGGUCACGUAGCUCACCUAUUUUUUUUAAGUUACUUCGGGCAAAGGUUGAUUAACUUCAGCGAGUAUGUCCACGAAUCAAUUUGCCGAGCUGAGUUGUAUAAAUUUUCCAGUGACAUGAAACCGAUGAUAAUUUUGCUGAUGAUGAGAAGUAAAUUAGUAUCGAAGAUAACAGCUGGCAAGCUAUACAUAAUGUCGCUUGAAAAUUUUACAACCGUUGCAAAAACUUCAUUUUCAUACUUCACUGUUCUUACAUCAUUUCAGUAA
Cotesia congregata is the source of this 1176-nucleotide messenger RNA. The record is from the annotation of a GenBank genome assembly. NCBI's taxonomy places the organism in Eukaryota, Metazoa, Arthropoda, Insecta, Hymenoptera, Braconidae.